Ostrea edulis (European flat oyster) is the source of this 3653-nucleotide messenger RNA. RefSeq names its product dual specificity protein kinase Ttk-like. The record is from RefSeq and is a predicted model, not a curated record. The transcript is spliced from 17 exons. Gene Ontology annotation, molecular function: ATP binding; protein serine/threonine/tyrosine kinase activity; protein serine/threonine kinase activity. The coding region runs from base 99 to 2510 and encodes 803 amino acids. Gene Ontology annotation, cellular component: spindle; nucleus; kinetochore. NCBI's taxonomy places the organism in Eukaryota, Metazoa, Mollusca, Bivalvia, Ostreida, Ostreidae. Gene Ontology annotation, biological process: meiotic spindle assembly checkpoint signaling; chromosome segregation; mitotic spindle assembly checkpoint signaling.
GUUCUCUCUUAGGAAGCCGCUAAACUCAAACAAAUGGUGGUACUAACGUUGUAGAUGAGGGAGGGUGGAGUAUUUCCAAUAUUUUGAUACAAAUAAAGAUGAGUAAAGUGGACAUUCAGAGAUUAAGGAAUAGACUCAAUAAAAUAGGAAAUGCCGAUACUGGCACAUUUGAAAUAAAAGACCCUAAAGAAUGGAUUGAAUUAAUUGAAAGUAGAGGGAACAAACCUAAAGACUGGCUGGAUUUUAUGCGGUACAUGACAGCAAACCCACAUUUUUCUGAUGAGUUCCAGCACCAUAACUACCUGUCAGAUCUUUAUGAGACAGCAUUUGAUAAAAUACCCCGAGAGGAAAACAAGCGGAAUGUUUUUUAUGGUUCCCUUUUUGUGGAGUUUGCAAGGAUGAAAAGCAAGUUCCAACCAGAUGAAGCUGAUGACUUGUUUAACUGUGCCAGGAGGGUUGUAAGGAAGUUAGCCAUUGUCCACAUUGCCCAUGCUGAAUACGAGUUGUCUAAAGGGAAUGUAAGCAAAAGUCGAAAAAUCCUGGAGAAAGCACUGCAGCUUGAGGCAGAACCAGACCAUUUAUUGACUGAGGCCAUUCAGAGACUGGAUGCUGGACAAACAAAUUUACAGAUGUCCCCUAUCCUAGCAGCAGUGUCUAAUGGGAAGGACUACAAGAGCAGCACCAGUAGUUCGGAAUCAACCGGGGACCUCCGUAAUUUGUCAGAAAAUCUUACCAGCUCCAGUCUAACCGGGGGAUUGACCAGUUCCAGUCUCACCGGAAAUAUCUUCAGAUCUAGUCACAGGAUAGUGGGGACUAAGUCAGACUCCCACCCCUCGCAAUCCAACCCCGCAAUCUCAAGGACAGAUCCCCCUGAGGCACCAGUCUGCCAUCCUUGCAACUUAAAGAGGCCUGAGCCCUUCCCCAUGGACCACACAGUGGAGAUGGAGACUGCCCCCAUCAACCAGAGGUUGACCUCCCAGCCUCACAACACCAGGAUGUCCAUGUCCUGUCGUCCUGCAAUGAGGAAGGCACACAGCACCCCAGAACUACGGGGAAAUUCAUCAUCCAAAGCUAUGCUUAAGCCAAAGACCAAUUUGCUCCCCCAGCGGGUGAAGAAGCUCAACCUGCCAUUUACUGAAUUGUCAGUGAGAGAAGAGGACGAGGAUGGGGAGAAUGAUUUCCCCAACAUCACCCCACUGGACGGGAAGUCCUACAGCGGUUUGAUUGGCUCCAUGGCUCACACUUCUGGAUAUAUGACCAUGACAAACACUUACAGCGCCACCCCCUGCAAUAAAAAUACCUCUCCAGUCAAGGAGGUACCACCUAGGGAACCACUGAAGGUGAUACAAAGAGAGGUGGUAUCAAAAAUGGAGAUGGACCCAGUGGUGGCCACAAAGUUCUCCGAGGAAAAAAGACCACCUAACACCAUGUUUCCACCCCCACCAAAGAGCGUGUCACCACCUAUAAAAUCAAUCAUUACAGAACCCCUCGAAAAUGUGGAUCCUCCAAAACAGGCACCUGUUGUGGAACCACCUGAACAGCUAACAGAUAUGCAGCCAAGCCAGAGAGAAAACGUAAGGGAAAAUCCAGUUAGAAAAGAGGAGUCUGCAGGAAAAUCUGCCCCACAGGUCCCCACCAUGGAGACUAUGUAUAUCAAUAAAAAGCUUUACCAAGUCUUACGAUGUGUGGGUCAUGGCGGAUCAAGCAAGGUUUACACAGUGAUUGACCACUCUGGACAGAAUCCUCAGAUCCUUGCUCUGAAGGUUGUGCGACUGGAGGAUCAAAAUACACAAAUUAUUGAGGGCUACAAAAACGAGAUACAGCUGCUCAAACGACUACAGUACUGUCCGAAAGUCAUCACCCUACAUGACUUCGAAUACAAAGAGUCUGGAAAUCUUCUGUACAUUCUGAUGGAGUGUGGAGAACUGGAUUUUGACAAAUAUCUCAAAGACACCAUUAAACAGGAGGGGCAUCUGUCCCCUCUGUACAUCAAGUUCUAUUGGCAAUCCAUGUUGCAGGCUGUGGGAGCUCUCCACAAAGAAGGAAUUAUUCACUCAGACCUGAAGCCGUCUAAUUUCCUCCUUCGCCAUGGUAACUUGAAAUUGAUUGACUUUGGAAUCUCUAAAGCCAUUCAGCAGGACAAAACCAGCAUCAUUACAGACACACAGGUGGGCACCCUGAACUACAUGUCACCUGAGAGCAUCAGAGAGCAUUGUGGGUAUGCAGACGAAGACGCCCACAAACCUGUGUUUAAGAUAAGCGUGAAGUCUGACGUAUGGUCCCUGGGUUGUAUUCUGUACUGCAUGGUGUACGGACACACCCCCUUCCAGAAGGUGGUGAAACAGUUCGCCAAGCUCCUCGCCAUCAUCAACCCAGAAUAUGAAAUCAAGUUUCCUGAUAUCCAAGAUAAGAAGUUACUGGAUGUUAUGAAGAGGUGUCUGAAUCGCGACCCCAAGCAGAGGCCGAGCAUAGAAGAUCUGUUACAGCAUGAGUAUCUACACUCAGUAUGAAAGGAACUGUAUGAAAUCAUGUACCACUGUCAAACUCUGAGGCCCAGUACUCAGUUCGCUUGAUUCAUUGCGCAUUCUGUCAUUUCUCGGUGGUACUAGUAUAAAUCUCAUCAUACCAGAUAAACAGUCAGUGCUGUUUUCAUGGUAGAACCGUUCAUGACUGGAAUAUCAAGUUUUGCCUUGGUCCGUAUGCUGCAAGAUGUAGAGGUAGUUGCCUGACAAAGCCAGAACUGUGUACACUUGGUGUACAUACCAGAUGUCAUAUAGGCCAUUCCUCCACUGUAUUGUAAUCAGGUAGAUUUAUGAGACUUCGCUGUAUUGUAAUAAGGUAGAUUUAUGAGACUUCGCUGUAUUGUAAUCAGGUAGCUUUACGAGGCUUCACUGUAUUGUGAUAAGGUAGAUUUAUGAGACUUUGCUGUAUUGUAAUCAGGUAGAUUUACGAGGCUUCACUGUAUUGUGAUAAGGUAGAUUUAUGAGACUUCGCUGUAUUGUAAUCAGGCAGAUUUACGAGGCUUCACUGUAUUGUGAUAAGGUAGAUUUAUGAGACUUCGCUGUAUUGUAAUCAGGUAGAUUUACGAGGCUUCACUGUAUUGUGAUAAGGUUGAUUUAUGAGACUUCGCUGUAUUGUAAUAAGGCAGAUUUACGAGGUUUCACUGUAUUGUGAUAAGGUAGAUUUAUGAGACUUCACUCUAUUGUAAUAAGGUAGAUUUAUGAGACUUCGCUGUAUUGUAAUCAGGUAGAUUUACGAGGCUUCACUGUAUUGUAAUAAGGUCGAUUUACGAGGCUUCACUCUAUUGUAAUAAGGUAGAUUUAUGAGGCUUCACUGUAUUGUAAUAAGGUCAAUUUACGAGACUCUGGAGUAUUGUAAUAAGGCCGAUCUACAAGACUUCUCUUUAUUGUAACAUGGUAGAUUUAAGAAAUGUCGCUGUACAUUUGCCUCAUGUGAUGCUAUCUUUAUGAUUAUGUUGUAUUGACUAUGAACAAUAUUAUUUUGUGCAGUUUUGCUUCUGGUGUAUUAAGAUUUUAACUAGAACUCUUAUUUUAGUACUUUCAAGUACAUGUAGAUGCAAAACAGAUCUUUAUAUAUUGUCUAAAUAUAUUUUCAUGAUGAAUAAUUUUAACAAAUAAAUACAGACUAAAGAA